AUGAGCAGCACCAGCACCAGCACCAGCGGCAACAGCAGCGCCAAAGCCAAACUCCCCACGUCCCUCGUAAACACGCUUAGCACGCACGCCGGCCCAAUCAACGCCAUCACCUUCUCCUCCCUCGGCGGGACCUAUAUUCUUACAGGGUCAUCGGACCGACAAAUCCACCUAUCUCGCUCGGAACCCAACACCACCACCUCUUCUUCCGUUCCACCCACCACCAAUAAACCGAUCCAGAAAUACGCAGCGCAUGGCUACGCCGUGCUCGACAUCGCAGUGGCACAAGACAACCAAACAUUCGCCAGCGCGGGCGGCGACCGCGCCGUGUUCCUCUGGGACGUGCAAAACGCCGAAGGCACACUGCGGCGAUUCGGAAACAACACGAGCCAAGGCCACACGAGUCGAAUCAACUGCGUCGCGUUCGCAGGUCAAGGGGACAGUGUUCUGGCCAGCGGCAGCGACGACACGUCAGUGCGGCUAUGGGACGUCAAGAGCCGAGACGCCAAACCUCUGAUGGUGCUGGAAGAGGCCAAAGACGGCAUUUCCAGCAUCGUCGUGCCGGGAAACGGACACGAGAUCGUCGCGGGGAGCGUCGAUGGACGAGUCCGAAGCUACGAUGUGCGCAUGGGCCGGGUUACGGUCGAUGUCAUGCCGGGGUCUGUCACGAGUCUGGAUGUCUCGCGUGACGCGCGCGCGCUGUUGGUCGGCUGUCUCGACGGCAGGCUUCGCAUGAUGGAUCGUGCCGAUGGCACUUGUCUCCGGGGGUUCCCGCCCGAAGGGAAUACUGAGGAGUACAAGAACGACAGUCUGAGAUUGAAGAGCUGUUUCGCCGUCAAUGAGAGUCUGGUGUUGAGCGGGAGCGAGAAUGAUGGCAGUGUGCGCGCCUGGGAUGUCUUGUCGGGGAAACAUGUGGGGAAUGUCGAAGUCAAUCCUUCAGGGAAGGUUGUCAGUGUGGUCAAAUGGAGGGAAGGCAGUCUGGCUCAAGCUAGACAGGGUCUUUGGGCCGGAGGUGGCCUGGAGGGCGUGGUCAACAUAUAUGCUGCUGCGUAG
Capronia coronata CBS 617.96 is the source of this 1050-nucleotide messenger RNA. RefSeq lists its product as uncharacterized. The record is from RefSeq and is a predicted model, not a curated record. NCBI's taxonomy places the organism in Eukaryota, Fungi, Ascomycota, Eurotiomycetes, Chaetothyriales, Herpotrichiellaceae. Gene Ontology annotation, cellular component: catalytic step 2 spliceosome. Gene Ontology annotation, molecular function: protein binding. The transcript has a single exon. The coding region runs from base 1 to 1050 and encodes 349 amino acids. Gene Ontology annotation, biological process: mRNA splicing, via spliceosome.